Coccidioides immitis RS is the source of this 591-nucleotide messenger RNA. RefSeq lists its product as uncharacterized. Bases 1 to 591 code for a protein of 196 amino acids. The transcript has 2 exons. The record is from RefSeq and is a predicted model, not a curated record. Lineage: Eukaryota; Fungi; Ascomycota; Eurotiomycetes; Onygenales; Onygenaceae.
AUGGCCGCCCAACGCGAAUACGGCGACUCCAAGAUUCCCCCAUCCAAACCAUCCCUCUCCACCACCGAUCCCACCGGAACCCGCCUCACCACCGGCGGUGACGCUCUCAACGUCCACGGCACCCACGCUUCCGCUGGCGCCACUUCCAGCCUGUCUACUGACCCAUCUGCCCCUUCCACCACGUCCACAGGCACCAUGAGCGAAACUACCCGGAUGGCUGGAUCCGGGCAGGCGGGAGAGGGAGUAGGUGGAAUUCAGAGAUCUGAAGGGGGACGGGCAGCAGGGUCGAGUACGGGACCGAUGGGUGCGGCGCCACCUAUGAGCGCAGGGAGUCACGGGGAGAGGACAGCAGCGAUGCCAGAGAGGGAAGGUGGUGUGAAAGGCUUCAUGGCCGGGGUGCAUGGGGCAGGUGAGCAGAUUCGUGGUAAGGCAGGGGAGGUGGUUGAUCGAAUGGCACAUGAUGAAGAAGGUAUAGCAAAGGACCGGGAGAUUCAGAUGCAGGGAAGGGAGGAAAUGGAGACAGGCAGGUUUAGCCAGGCGACAAAGGAGAGGGAAUGGGGGAACCAGGAAACCGGGAGGAAGAAAGUUUGA